Molecule: messenger RNA, 1689 nt
Organism: Salmo salar (Atlantic salmon)
Lineage: Eukaryota; Metazoa; Chordata; Actinopteri; Salmoniformes; Salmonidae
Product: phospholamban
Biological process (GO): negative regulation of heart rate; negative regulation of ATPase-coupled calcium transmembrane transporter activity; negative regulation of calcium ion import into sarcoplasmic reticulum
Cellular component (GO): membrane; sarcoplasmic reticulum
Molecular function (GO): ATPase inhibitor activity
Source: RefSeq, a predicted model, not a curated record
UGAUGCCACUCCCCCCAGGCAGCUACAUCCCUCUGUCCCUUCCCUCUCUCCCCCUCUCUAUUCUCUACUCUCCGCCCAUCUGAUUUUCCUCCCAUAAACUAGAUGACAUAGUGUAGAGAGCUGCCAGAGAACCUUCUCGCCUGGUGGACUCCCAGCCUUUCUCCCAGCCUCCUCACCAGACUGUCUGUGACCUCCAGAGCAGAAUCUACCCAUCCAUCUAUCCAUUAAUCCAUCCACCCCGCUGGAGCAGCUCAGCUCCACCAGACCCCUGGGCACCGGGACCACUCCUGUCACCUCCACCACCUCCCUCCAUCACCCACCCCACCACUACACUAUCAUCUGCACCACCUCUCUGUCCAUCUGUCCUGCACUAACCUCCGGCCACCACUAGAGUGCACUCUCGCCCCUUCACUCCCUCUCACUGCCCAGCACCGAGCCUCAGCAUGGAGAAGGUGCAGCACACGAUGCGCUCGGCCAUCCGCAGGGCCUCCAUGGUGGUGGACGUGCCCCCCCAGGCCAAGCAGAACUUGCAGGAGCUCUUUGUCAACUUCAGCCUCAUCCUCAUCUGCCUGCUGCUCAUCUACAUCAUCGUGUUGUUGAUACCUCUGUAGCUGAACCAACGACCACCACAGCACAGCGAGGGCUAAGCAGGGGGAUGUAACGAUCCAUCAAACCAUCUCCAUCCCUGGUCUUCCUGAGGACACCUCCAGAAUUACACUCUUAACUGAAGAGCUUUGCCCAGAAUUGAUCACUCUGCCUGGAGCAUUUGCAGCCUCAACCCAGCCUCUCCAUGUCGAGUGAAACCAUGGACCUGGUCAACAACCGCGGUCUCAACUUGAUGCUCAACUUCCUCCUCAUCAUCAUCAUGCUGCUCCUCAUGCUUGUCCUGGUCAAACUCAUGUAACCUCUGACCUCUGACAUACAGUAUGACCUCAUGGCAUAGGUUGAGCAAUUCCAGUCCCCAAGGGCCACAGGGUCUGAUGGGAGUCCCUCUACCUCUGAUUUGGUCACAUAAAUACACCAUGACUUCAGCUAAUUAUUAUUCAACAGUUCACAUCAAAAAUCACUGAAUAAAGGCCAUUGAACCUGUUGGAGUAGAACUAAACAUUGUGAGCUUUUGGAGAGUAGAAAAGAGUUUGGGAUUCCAUGAGAUCGUUACAUGGGAUGGCAAGACUCAAAAUAUGAAUUAACAGGAGGAUGAAACUCCACCCACCGAUGCUAAAGAAAUGAAAUAAAGUUGACAUGGCAUGAUCAAUAGAACGCCCUCCUUUACGCUUAGUUUACCUCCCUCUAGUGGUAGAAUCACCAAACUGCACCCCAUCUACUUCUGGCCAGGGCACUGAACACAGAGAUACAUCCAUACUCUCUGAUCCUCACUGUAGAGUUGUGGUUUAUAUGAGCCAUAGAGAACAAUCAUUUCAAAGCUUUAACGCUCACAGUCACUGACUAUUCAAAGCUAUUAGGACCAAAGCACAUGUUAGAACUGACAACUGAAAUGUAACUGAAAAUGAUUAAAGCCAUAGUCCUUUGCUGUGUGAUAUGAGUUGUUUAUGUAACUGUUGAGUAACUGUUGAGUGAAGCCUAGGGUCCUUCCCUUUGGAGACUCAGAUUGCUCUUCAUCUAGUAGCUGAUCAGUACAACAGAUACCUGACUCAAUAAAAAUGGCUACGUACAGCCUACGCCUGUAAA